Molecule: messenger RNA, 1190 nt
Organism: Vitis riparia (riverbank grape)
Lineage: Eukaryota; Viridiplantae; Streptophyta; Magnoliopsida; Vitales; Vitaceae
Product: rac-like GTP-binding protein ARAC7
Exons: 8
Coding region: 251-898 (215 amino acids)
Biological process (GO): establishment or maintenance of cell polarity; regulation of cell shape; regulation of actin cytoskeleton organization
Cellular component (GO): cytoplasmic vesicle; cytoskeleton; cell projection
Molecular function (GO): protein kinase binding; GTPase activity; GTP binding
Source: RefSeq, a predicted model, not a curated record
GUUUAUGUUAUUUAUUGUUUUUUUCCUUGAAACCACAAGACAAGCCUCCAUAUCUUCUCGCUCUGCCAGGUCCCCAACACUUCCAGACGCUGUUCUUCUCCUCUCUUCUUCUCAACUUUCUUCUUUCAAGCCCCCCUUUUUCUUUUGCUUUAACGGAACUUUUUAAGGACUUCAAUAUAUAUACACUACUUGCUGUAGCUGAGGGGGCUACUGUAUAAGCUCUUGUUCUUGUUUGUGGUCUUGAGGGAAGAUGAGCGCUUCGAAGUUCAUUAAAUGUGUUACAGUUGGAGAUGGAGCUGUAGGGAAAACCUGUAUGCUAAUUUGUUACACAAGUAACAAGUUCCCCACUGACUAUAUACCUACAGUGUUUGACAAUUUCAGUGCUAAUGUAGCUGUGGAUGGGAGCAUUGUCAACUUGGGUCUUUGGGAUACUGCAGGUCAGGAAGACUAUAGCAGGUUGAGGCCACUGAGUUAUAGAGGUGCAGACAUAUUUGUUUUAGCUUUUUCAUUGAUCAGCAGGGCAAGCUAUGAAAAUGUUCUCAAGAAGUGGAUGCCUGAACUUCGGCGAUUUGCACCCAAUGUUCCAAUCGUUCUUGUUGGAACAAAGUUAGAUCUUCGUGAAGACAAAGGAUAUCUAGCUGAUCAUAUGGGAUCCAAUGUCAUAACAUCUGCCCAAGGAGAGGAACUGAGGAAGCAGAUUGGUGCAGCAGCUUAUAUUGAGUGCAGUUCUAAGACUCAACAGAAUGUCAAAGCGGUUUUUGAUACUGCAAUCAAGGUUGUUCUCCAACCUCCAAGGAGGAAGGAGGUGGCCAGGAAGAAGAGGCGCAGAAGCACAGGGUGCUCAAUUGUUUCUUUAAACUGCAGGAGCAUUGUAUGCGGAGGCUGUGCUGCAGCAUAAGGAGGGGGGGGCAUGUUGAAACGAGGAUGGGUGGUGAUAUCCAACCUUUGACAGGUUCUUUUGAAACUCACAUUAUAUAUAUAAUUUGUGUAGGGAGGUGUAUUGCAGCUGAAGCAAUACAUUUUGAUGUAUCAAAUUGUUAAGUUUGAUAUGACAAACUGGCAAGAAGGAAGAGCAAGUGGGAAUUGUUCAUUCUCUCAUGCACUCUUGGCAUCUUUUAAUUUGUGGUUGUUGUGAAGAAGCAGGGAAGACUUAUUUUUAUAUAUUAUUAUUUUCAGAAGGAUUGCUACCA